AUGGCAAAUAGCAGCAUAAUGUCCAACUCCACCUCGAUGAUGGACUUUCUGCUCAUGGAGUUCUCUGACCUGCGGGAUCGACAGGUUUCCUAUGCCAUGUUCUUCUCUCUGAUUUAUCUGGUCACUGUAAUGGGAAACCUCAUCAUUGCUGUGGUCAUCACCCUUGACCAGAGCCUUCACACACCCAUGUACUUCUUUCUCAGAAACCUGUCCAUGCUGGACUCAUGCUACAUUUCUGUCACAGUCCCCAACUCCUGCAUUAACUCCCUGCUGGGCAGCAGCUCCAUUUCCAAAGCAGGAUGUGCGACUCAGGUCUUCUUUGUGCUUUUCUGUGCAUAUGUGGAGCUGCUGUUUCUCACCAUCAUGGCUCAUGACCGCUUUGCAGCCAUCUACAAACCCCUACAUUACACUUCAAUAAUGAAUCCUCGCCUGUGUGUCCACUCCACACUGGCCUCUCUGCUCAGUGGCCUGGUCUAUGCAGCCCUUCACACCAGCAACACCUUCCGGCUGUCCUUCUGCCACUCGCAUGUUGUCCAGCAGCUCUUCUGUGAUAUCCCUUCUCUGCUGAAGCUGUCUUGCUCUGACACCUUCAGCAACUGGAUCACCAUCCUUGUCUCUAUUCUGGUGUUUGUUGUUGGCUGUUUCAUUUUCAUCAUCAAGUCUUACAUUCACAUCUUUUCUGCUGUGCUCAGGUUACCAGCGGGAGCAGACAGGACAAAGGCCUUUUCCACUUGUGUGCCACACAUCCUCGUAGUGGGGGUCUUCGUCAUCUCAGGCUCUUAUGUUUACCUGCGCCGCUCUGCAAUGUCUGCCAGCACCUGGGACAUGGUCCUGUCUAUAUUCUAUUCUGUAAUUCCUCCCAUCUUCAACCCUAUUAUCUACAGCCUCAAAAACACACAGAUACAAUGUGCUCUUAGGAAACUCGUGACAAGAAUGCUCUUCUCAGGAAAUGUGCUCAGAAUCCCUACCCAGCUUAGUCAUAGUCAUGUUGUGGGCAAUCAGUGCAGAUAA
Cavia porcellus (domestic guinea pig) is the source of this 1011-nucleotide messenger RNA. Its product is annotated as olfactory receptor 14C36-like. Gene Ontology annotation, molecular function: olfactory receptor activity; G protein-coupled receptor activity; odorant binding. Gene Ontology annotation, cellular component: membrane. Gene Ontology annotation, biological process: G protein-coupled receptor signaling pathway. Bases 1 to 1011 code for a protein of 336 amino acids. NCBI's taxonomy places the organism in Eukaryota, Metazoa, Chordata, Mammalia, Rodentia, Caviidae. The transcript is spliced from 2 exons. The record is from RefSeq and is a predicted model, not a curated record.